This is a messenger RNA of Aspergillus wentii DTO 134E9, 569 nucleotides long. RefSeq lists its product as uncharacterized. The coding region runs from base 136 to 507 and encodes 123 amino acids. NCBI's taxonomy places the organism in Eukaryota, Fungi, Ascomycota, Eurotiomycetes, Eurotiales, Aspergillaceae. The transcript is spliced from 3 exons. The record is from RefSeq and is a predicted model, not a curated record.
AAGUUAGAUACCGCACUGUAUGGAAAUGCAGGAGAAAUUUGAGAUGAAAACAACUCGGAAUAAUCAAUGAAAUGCGUUCACCAUAGUCAGCGCAUUGAAUUUUCGGAUUCGUAUUCCAGAAUCACCUCAUGAUGCAUGAUUAGCACAACUUCUGCUAAUCCCUACCCUAAGUGUCUUGUACAUGAAAGGGCGUACGUCCCUACCAUGACAUUCAUGCCCCGGAGCCGUUCGCCUAUCAGUAGCACACCAGUCGACGCAUGCGUUACUGGAAUCAUUGAACACAAAUCCAUCGAGGUAACAAGCGGGCAGAACCCGCAUCAUGGAUUUGAAAUGCUAUAUAUCUACUGGUGUGGAUCGAGCCUGGACAAGAUUCAUCUCACUUGUAAGUCUAUUGAAAGAACGACUCUGUCAAUAUCAGCGAUGGCGCUUCAAACCCACCCAUUUGACACUCUUUCUCGGGAUAUCUUGUCGGCCGCACACUGUCAAAAAUACAUACCCAGGCGAUAAGCUUACCUCACGAGCGGUGACGCUCUCGGAGCCCCCCCUAAAGCCGAGAUGGUGCCUUAUCU